Messenger RNA from Manihot esculenta (cassava), 363 nucleotides. RefSeq lists its product as uncharacterized. The transcript has a single exon. Lineage: Eukaryota; Viridiplantae; Streptophyta; Magnoliopsida; Malpighiales; Euphorbiaceae. The record is from RefSeq and is a predicted model, not a curated record. The coding region runs from base 1 to 363 and encodes 120 amino acids.
AUGGGAAAUUGCUGUAGACGUGGUUCAUCGGUGACGGUGUGGGCUGGUGACGACUGGGGAUCGGUGGGACAAGAGAUGAAGAGAUCUCAUAAGAAACAUAACACAAUCCUAGAAAGGCAGAAGCUCCUCGGCGAAGAGACAGGAAGGUCUAGUACUUCAAGUUCUUGUCCGAGGGAGGUGAAGAUUAAGAUUACAAAGAAAGAGCUUGAAGAGUUAAUGGCGAGAGUUGAGUUGCAGGGUUUGUCAAUGGAACAAGCUGUUGCUGGUUUGAUCAAGUCAGGUGAUAAAUUUGAAAUAAUGGAGAUGGAUCAUCAUCAUAGGUCUUGGAAACCUGCCCUCCAAAGUAUUCCAGAGGUGAACUAG